AUGGCUGCUGCUAGGACUCUUCGCAUAGGUCUCAUCCCCGGUGACGGUAUCGGACGGGAGGUCAUCCCGGCCGGUAGACGAAUCCUCGAAUCUCUCCCCGCUUCCCUGAACCUGAAGUUCAACUUUGUUGACCUCGAUGCGGGUUACGACUGCUUCAAGCGCACCGGUUCCGCUCUGCCCGACAAGACCGUCGAGAUCCUGAAGAAGGAGUGUGACGGUGCUCUGUUCGGAGCUGUCAGCUCUCCUUCCACCAAGGUCGCCGGUUACUCCUCCCCCAUCGUUGCCCUCCGCAAGAAGCUCGACCUCUUCGCCAAUGUCCGCCCCGUCAAGACCACCGCCGGAACCAGCGCCGGCAAGCCCAUUGACCUCGUCAUUGUCCGGGAGAACACUGAGGAUCUAUACGUGAAGGAGGAGAGCACCGAGCAGACCCCCAACGGCAAGGUCGCCCGCGCCAUCAAGCAGAUCUCCGAGCGCGCCUCGUCCCGUAUUUCCACGAUCGCCGGUGAGAUUGCUCUGCGCCGCCAGAACAUCCGCGACGGAGCCAACGCCUCUGGCAUCCGCACCAAGCCCAUGGUUACCAUCACGCACAAGUCCAACGUCCUUUCCCAGACCGACGGUCUCUUCCGCGAGACCGCCCGCGCUGCCCUUGCCGCCCAGAAGUUCUCCUCCGUCGAGGUCGAGGAGCAGAUUGUCGACUCUAUGGUCUACAAGCUCUUCCGCCAGCCCGAGUACUACGAUGUCAUUGUUGCCCCUAACCUCUACGGUGAUAUCCUGUCUGAUGGUGCUGCUGCUCUGGUUGGCAGCUUGGGUCUUGUGCCUAGCGCCAACGUCGGUGACAACUUCGCCAUUGGUGAGCCCUGCCACGGCAGUGCCCCUGACAUUGAGGGCAAGAACAUCGCCAACCCCAUUGCUACUCUGCGCAGCGUUGCUCUCAUGCUUGAGUUCCUGGGCGAGGAGCAGGCUGCUGCUAAGAUCUACGCCGCUGUUGACGGUAACCUCGAUGAGGGCAAGUACCUGUCUCCCGACAUGGGCGGCAAGGCUUCCACCACCGAGGUUCUCAACGAUGUCCUCAAGAGACUGUAA
Molecule: messenger RNA, 1083 nt
Organism: Aspergillus mulundensis
Lineage: Eukaryota; Fungi; Ascomycota; Eurotiomycetes; Eurotiales; Aspergillaceae
Gene: lysB
Product: homoisocitrate dehydrogenase lysB
Exons: 4
Coding region: 1-1083 (360 amino acids)
Biological process (GO): tricarboxylic acid cycle; isocitrate metabolic process
Cellular component (GO): mitochondrion
Molecular function (GO): magnesium ion binding; isocitrate dehydrogenase (NAD+) activity; NAD binding
Source: RefSeq, a predicted model, not a curated record